CAUUUUAUAAAUCACAAAAGAACAGUAGGUUCUGUAUGAUAAGAGUUACCAUAAAAAGGGUUAAAAUGUCACCAAGGCACCCACUGGAAGAACACAUUUUAUCAAUAAGCAAUUGGGAUGCGGAAUACAAAAGUAAUGCUACCGAUAAUUUAAAAUGGCUACCCAACCAAAAAAAAAUGAGCAAAGAAGACACAUAGAUAAUAUACAGAAUGGAACCCUGACAGGCCCAUGGAUACAUGAGAUGUUCAGCGUCACCAGGGAUGAGGGAAAAGCUAUGUGUCAUCGUCAGCUUGGCCUGCACAUACCAAGGAGUGAUGAGGGGUGGGACCAGAAGCUGCUGGUGCACGCCGAACUGCCAUUGCUGUUGGAGAAAACAAAGUUAAACGCACACACCUGAGCCCUGCUGGAGACAACAGAAGUACUCUGGGAGCAAGGAGUUCCAGAAAUUGGAAGGUUCACCAGCGUUCCCGAUGUGCCCUCCCAGCUGCAGACACCCUCCCUAGAGGAUCUGCUCUGCUCGCACGUGCCCCUCUCCAAUGAGGACGAUGCUUCCCCAGGCUGCGCGACCACCUCCCAGGUGCCCUUCAAGGCUUUCCUCAGCACCCCGGAGCUGCACACACCUCGUAACACCGACAGGAAGCUCUGCCCACUCCUGAGCCCACUGCAGGACCCCCUGAUGGACAAGACCCUGCUGGAGUCCAGGGAGAUGGUGCGGCCCAAGAAGGUGUGCUUCUCAGAGAGCAGCCUGCCCUCAGGGGACAGGACCAGGAGGAGCUACUACCUUAAUGAGAUUCAGAGCUUCACCAGCGCCGAGAAGGAUGGGCGCAUCGUUGGGGAGAUUGCCUUCCAGCUAGACCGGCGCAUCCUGGCCUACGUCUUCCCCGGGGUGACGCGGCUGUACGGCUUUACUGUGUCCAACAUCCCGGAGAAGAUCAAGCAGACAUCCAUCAAGUCCCUGGAUGGCUCGGUGGAUGAGAAGAAGAUGCGGGAGCUGACGCACCGCUACCUGACGCUGAUGGCGCGCCUGGAGAAGCUGGGCUACAAUCGCGACGUGCACCCCGUGUUCAGCGAGUUCCUCAUCAACACCUACGGCAUCCUGAAGCAGCGGCCCGACCUGCGCUCGAACCCGCUGCACAGCAGCCCGGCCGCCCUGCGCAAGCUGGUCAUUGACAUCGUGCCCCCCAAGUUCCUGGGCGACUCGCUGCUGCUGCUCAACUGCCUGUGCGAGCUCUCCAAGGAGGACAGCAAGCCACUCUUCGCCUGGUGAGCCCGCGCCCCAGCACCCGC
Phyllostomus hastatus (greater spear-nosed bat) is the source of this 1287-nucleotide messenger RNA. It is a transcript of the gene SPATC1L, whose product is annotated as spermatogenesis and centriole associated 1 like. Lineage: Eukaryota; Metazoa; Chordata; Mammalia; Chiroptera; Phyllostomidae. Bases 677 to 1267 code for a protein of 196 amino acids. The record is from RefSeq and is a predicted model, not a curated record. The transcript has 4 exons.